Molecule: messenger RNA, 1663 nt
Organism: Tarenaya hassleriana
Lineage: Eukaryota; Viridiplantae; Streptophyta; Magnoliopsida; Brassicales; Cleomaceae
Product: tubulin beta-1 chain-like
Exons: 3
Coding region: 90-1433 (447 amino acids)
Biological process (GO): mitotic cell cycle; microtubule cytoskeleton organization
Cellular component (GO): cytoplasm; microtubule
Molecular function (GO): structural constituent of cytoskeleton; GTPase activity; GTP binding
Source: RefSeq, a predicted model, not a curated record
AUCUCCCUCCUCUCUCCAUUUCUCCCCAUCUCUCUCUCCCGAUCUCUCCAUCCAAAACAAAUCUCUCCGUCGUCGUUCUCGUCGCCGCCAUGAGAGAGAUCCUCCACGUCCAAGGCGGCCAAUGCGGGAACCAGAUCGGUUCCAAGUUCUGGGAGGUCAUCUGCGACGAGCACGGCGUCGAUCCCACUGGCCGAUACAACGGUGACUCCGCCGAUCUCCAGCUCGAGCGCAUCAACGUAUACUACAAUGAGGCCUCCGGUGGAAGGUAUGUCCCUCGCGCCGUCCUCAUGGAUCUCGAGCCUGGCACCAUGGACAGCAUCAGAUCCGGUCCCUAUGGUCAGAUCUUCCGCCCCGACAACUUCGUCUUCGGACAGUCAGGCGCCGGUAACAACUGGGCCAAGGGUCAUUACACCGAAGGCGCUGAGCUCAUUGAUGCCGUUCUCGAUGUUGUUCGCAAGGAGGCCGAGAACUGCGACUGCUUGCAAGGUUUUCAGGUGUGCCACUCGCUGGGAGGAGGCACAGGUUCUGGAAUGGGAACUCUCCUGAUAUCGAAGAUCCGUGAGGAAUACCCAGACAGGAUGAUGCUUACCUUCUCCGUUUUCCCAUCUCCAAAGGUCUCUGACACUGUCGUGGAGCCAUACAAUGCCACUCUUUCGGUCCACCAGCUCGUUGAGAAUGCCGAUGAAUGCAUGGUUCUUGACAAUGAAGCUCUCUACGAUAUCUGCUUCCGCACCCUCAAACUCAGCACUCCUAGCUUUGGAGACUUGAACCACUUGAUCUCUGCAACUAUGAGUGGAGUGACCUGCUCUCUGAGGUUCCCCGGACAGUUGAACUCCGACCUCAGGAAACUGGCCGUGAACCUGAUCCCGUUCCCUCGUCUCCAUUUCUUCAUGGUCGGAUUUGCCCCCCUCACAUCCCGUGGCUCCCAACAGUACAUCUCCCUCACGGUUCCCGAGCUGACCCAGCAAAUGUGGGAUGCAAAGAACAUGAUGUGCGCCGCUGAUCCGCGACAUGGACGCUACCUCACGGCCUCGGCCAUGUUCAGGGGGAAGAUGAGCACAAAGGAAGUGGACGAGCAGAUACUAAACGUCCAGAACAAGAACUCGUCCUACUUUGUGGAGUGGAUCCCGAACAAUGUGAAAUCCAGCGUUUGCGAUAUCCCGCCAAAGGGGGUAAAGAUGGCAUCGACUUUCGUGGGGAACUCGACGUCGAUACAGGAGAUGUUCCGGAGGGUGAGCGAGCAGUUCACGGCCAUGUUUAGGCGGAAGGCUUUCCUGCAUUGGUACACGGGAGAAGGGAUGGACGAGAUGGAGUUUACGGAAGCCGAGAGCAAUAUGAAUGACCUUGUGGCCGAGUACCAGCAGUACCAAGAUGCUACGGCCGAUGACGAGGGCGAGUACGAGGACGAGGAGGAUGGGUACGAGGCUGCUUGAUCGUGGUUUUAUCUGUUUUUCUUUUGUCGGAACGAAGGUGGAAACGCAAAAACUCGGGUUAUAUGUUAUUAAUGUCCUGUAUUUUUAUUGCAUUCGUUUGAUUGAAGCACUUCUCUCCUCUCUCUCUCUCUUCUUUGUUGCUUACUAAAAUCAUAUAUAUAUAUAUAUAUGUAUGUAUGUAUGUAUGUACGUGUUAUUGUUGAAUUGGUGCAAUAUGGGAAUUUUUUUAA